Messenger RNA from Fibroporia radiculosa, 411 nucleotides. RefSeq lists its product as uncharacterized. The transcript is spliced from 2 exons. NCBI's taxonomy places the organism in Eukaryota, Fungi, Basidiomycota, Agaricomycetes, Polyporales, Fibroporiaceae. Gene Ontology annotation, biological process: mycotoxin biosynthetic process. The record is from RefSeq and is a predicted model, not a curated record. Bases 1 to 411 code for a protein of 136 amino acids.
AUGAGUGGUAUUUCGACAGCAUUCUUUACUUCUAUCAAGGCGCUAGUGCUCCCUGCAGAUGCUUUCUUCAAGCCACUAUGUGCGACCCUUCUGAAGCGGAGAAGAAAUAAAAUUCAAAUAAGCAGUGUCAGGGACAUUCGUCGGUGUCCAUUCGAGCAACCAUCCUUCAACGGCUCAUUCCACCCCCCCAUUGAGAUGUUACGCCAGACGCUUAUGUGUCACGCUGACACCGGACUGAUCACGUACGACUCGAUCGCGGGGCACAGCAAGCCGUACUCUGACUUUAGCACGCGCCAUGUGCGCCAUGGCUUUCCACGCGUCCUCUGGUGGGCGUACGACCAUCAGGUGCACGUGCGCCAGGACCGUGUGGUGCGGCUCGAGGACAAUGUUGGCUUUGCAGAAGAGCCGUAG